UUCGGCCCCGCCCCCUCCCGUGGGAAUGUGCACCUUGGAUUGCUCGCAGGUGCGAAGGAUGAGCGACUGCCGUGGGGUCGCAGAGAAAAACAAGGAUGAGGGAAAAACACCCCAAAUUCAACCGGACAUCAUUCUGGCUAAGAAAGUGCAGGUUAAGUUUGGGAGUGCCGAGGGACUGCAAAAGCAGAUUGGGAACUUCAACAACAACUGCAGGAAAGAAACUAUUCGUUUUGAAGGCAGAGACUUCCCACAAGUCCAGCCAACGGGAAGGGCUGGAGAAAACCGGAACGCAUGCGAUGUGUGUGGGAAGCACUUCAAAGAUGAGUCCAACCUUAAAAGACAUCACAGAAGCCACACAGGAGAAAAACCUUACCUGUGCGUGUACUGUGGGAAAACCUUCAGCCGGAACGCAAAUCUCGCUUCGCAUCACAGGACCCACACAGGGGAGAAACCGUAUGCCUGCACGCGUUGCAGCAAGACUUUCUGUGAUAAAUCGAGCCUGAAUCGACACCAGAGGACCCACACCGGGGAAAGGCCGUACGAGUGUGAGGCCUGCGGCAGAUGCUUUGACCUGAGCCAGUCCCUGAUUAGUCAUCAGAGGAUACAUACAGGGGAGAGACCGUAUCAGUGCUCAGAAUGUGGCAAAACUUUCAACCGAAGCCAAAACCUGCGUAGUCACCAAAUAAUUCACACGGGAGAAAAACUGCAUAAGUGCUCGGAGUGCGGGAAGAGCUUUAGUCGCAGCCAGAAUCUGACCAGGCACUUGAGUAGCCACACGGACAGCAAACUGUACACGUGCUAUGAGUGUGGGAAAAGUUUUCGCCUGAGCCAGUAUCUUAUUAGCCAUCAAAGGGUCCACACGGGAGAGAAACCGUAUACAUGUUCCCAGUGUGGGAAAAGUUUCAACCUCAGCCAAAAUCUGAUCAGCCACCAACGAAUACACACGGGGGAGAAACGAUACCAGUGUUCCAAAUGUGGGAAAAGCUUCAGCUGGAGUCAGGAUCUGCUCCGCCACCAGAGGAUCCACACAGGGGAGCAACCGUAUCAUUGCUCGGAAUGGUGCCCCUCGCUGAGAUCUUCUGCUCAUGCCACCUGCUUCUCCCAAGCUCCGAUGUUGCAGGUGGCAACCCCAAUGGAGGCCCAGAAUACGAUGACUAGGAACCAGGCCUUCCUGGUGGUGGCCACAACCCUGUGGAACGCCCUGACAUAG
Pogona vitticeps (central bearded dragon) is the source of this 1210-nucleotide messenger RNA. RefSeq lists its product as uncharacterized. Gene Ontology annotation, biological process: regulation of transcription by RNA polymerase II. NCBI's taxonomy places the organism in Eukaryota, Metazoa, Chordata, Lepidosauria, Squamata, Agamidae. Gene Ontology annotation, molecular function: DNA-binding transcription activator activity, RNA polymerase II-specific; RNA polymerase II cis-regulatory region sequence-specific DNA binding. The record is from RefSeq and is a predicted model, not a curated record. Gene Ontology annotation, cellular component: nucleus.